Messenger RNA from Salvelinus sp. IW2-2015, 3339 nucleotides. It is a transcript of the gene dlk2, whose product is annotated as delta-like 2 homolog (Drosophila). NCBI's taxonomy places the organism in Eukaryota, Metazoa, Chordata, Actinopteri, Salmoniformes, Salmonidae. The record is from RefSeq and is a predicted model, not a curated record. Gene Ontology annotation, molecular function: calcium ion binding.
UACUAAGCACUUCUUUCCUUUCCUUGCCUGAACACAGGACCUGGCUUUGGACAAUGUUAGAGGUUUAUACAGAGAUUUUUCUGUGGUUUGAUGCUGACAGAAAAGCACUUGCCGGGUGUUGAUUUAUGGACAAUAAAAUAUUCACACGACAAGCUUAGCUACCUGAUAUGCCAUACAGCAGCCACUGCAGUCUGACACAGAAUCAAUCAGAGAACACGUGGAUGGCUUGAGGUCUCUCUGUGCACUGGAAAGGAAGAGCGAGUAAGUGAGCGUGGAGUCAGUGAGCGAGCACCACCAGCACAACCCAACAACUUCUGUUCAAAGACCCCAAGAGCUAGUGGCUGCUGUCUAUUUUCUCCCUCUCCUUCUCAUCUCGAUCUAUCCCACUGCACUUGGAGGGGCAAUAAAUAGCCACAAGUURGCUGAGUGUGGAGCUGCUAUCUAAUCAAAGCUUAAUUCAACACUGCCGCAAAGCAAUUUAUCCGACAAAGUACUUGGCGAUAGAAUACAACCUCAGACACUCCCUCACUCUCUCGCUCAAGCUCAACGAGGAAGUGAAAAGAGUGUGUGGCCCGGAGGGUCAGGUCUGCACCCAGAGGAGAGGGCGAGGCGUGGAGCAGCCAGAGAGGGUGUGAAGUGGGGUGGACGAGUGUGUCUCCUUGUCGUCCAUCUAGGGGGGAGCAGAGGCUUCUCCAGCCUGUCUGCAGCUCACCACACUAAAAUAACCCAACACCCACAAGAGGGAGGCUGUUGCCCAGCGGGUGUGAGGAUUGGACACACUUCAAGGGCAGAGGAGCUCACCGCCAGACUGAUAGAUUGGAGUGUAAGAGCACACUACAGGAGAGUGGACUGAGGGGAGUUUACUUGCCAAGCAAGAUCCCGUUUGCACCAUGCCUCUGAGAGACUCAGUCACCCUGCUGCUCUGGAGUUGCUGUGUACUAAUGCUCAUCCACCAAUGCGAGGCUCAAGCUCRAAACUGCACGUGUAAUGUGACCAAUAGUCGGUGUGACGAGAAUGCGGUGUGCAGGUGUGACCCGGGUUGGGAGGGGCAGCAGUGCGACGUCUGUGUGAGAAUGCCAGGCUGUGUCCAUGGAUCGUGUCACCAACCCUGGCAAUGCACCUGCGAGCCUGGAUGGGCAGGGCGCUUCUGCGACAAAGAUAUCCAUGUGUGUACAAAUGAGGCACCUUGUCAGAACGGUGCCACUUGUUACGCCAACGUUUCAGGGGAAUACUCCUGCCUCUGCKCCGAGGGAUUUCACGGGAGGAACUGCGAGCACAAGACAGGACCCUGUCAUAAGACCGGCAGGUCUUCAUGUAAGAAUGGCGGGCAGUGUGAGGACAGUGGCGGUUAUGCUCCAGAGCUCUCCUGCCGCUGCCUGGCAGGCUUCACCGGGCCACGUUGCGAGAACAACAUGGACGACUGCCUGAUGCGCCCUUGUGGUAACGGUGCCACCUGCCUGGAUGGCAUCAACCGCUUCUCCUGCCUCUGUCCCGAGGGCUUCACGGGCCGGUUCUGCACCGUCAACCUGGAUGACUGUGCCAGCCAACCUUGCCUUAAUGGAGGACGCUGCCUGGACCGUGCCAGCACCUUCCACUGCUUCUGCAAGCCUGGGUUCACUGGCAGGACCUGCGAGGUGCCCUUAAGGAGCCCAGAGAGCCAAGCGCCCAUCAGCAGCUCCCGUGACUGGGCUGGGGGAGGUGGGGGCUGGGGAAGGGUAACUCAGUCCAGGCCAGACCAGGACAUCACGAGGGGGGACAAUAAUAGUGGAGACAGGCUGCUGAAGAUCUCUGUGAAGGAGGUUGUGACCCAGUGGGGGUCGUCUGGCCUGUCAGAGGUGCAGCUCAUCACCCUCCUGGUGCUGGGGUGCAUGACACUUGCCGUGGUGGUGCUCACAGCUGGCCUGGUGCUGAGGGGGCAUUGGCAGGACCACUGUGCAAGCUGCCGGUGCGGCCCCACCCCCCGCCUGCACCKGCUGAAACACCGAGACCGCCAGCCGCCCCCGCAGAGCCACCUAGUCACAGUGGAGCAGGAGUGUAAGAUCAGCUUCCUYCACACGCCCACAGCCCCAGAACUGGAGAAGAAGAAACUGAACACUGAGGUGAUUUAGGUUAUGUUUACUACCUCCACAGCCCUGAACACAGGACACAGACUGCUCUCAGCAGAGGGAAAGCCAUGCUUUUAUCCCAGCCCUGCCUCCAUGACUGAUUUUCUUCAGUACUGACAGUCAAAAUAKAGACAACAUACCGACCUAGGUAUCGAUACCUAAAGAGACGCAGGACCAAGAAGGGACCAGUGGGUCUGUUCAAGGGUAAAUGUUAGMAGUGUCAAACACAUUCUCCUAACAAAAGGAGCGUAGUCCUAAUAUGACGGAUUAUUUGUUCACCACAGGGGUAAAGUGGAGGUACAUCAUGAGAAAUAUACUCAAGUCCUUUGGUUACUUGUCACGGACAACCAAUGUGUAAUUUGUCCGUCCUCAAAAUCAACUGAUUCGGUUUCUUGGCAUGAACUGCAUGUAAGACAGGCCUACUGACAGACAGCUUUGGAAUGCAAGCCGAGACAAUGCCCUUGUUAUGUCAACCUAAUUGGUGUACUGGUAUUUGUCACUGCUGUUCUCAUCACGAUAUUAGGCCAAAAUGUUAGACAUGAAUGAAUCUACCCAUAUUUUUCCAAAUGGGCUCUGACCUCGGAACAAGCUCUGCAGUGAGCAGAAUUCAGACAUGCAGACAAAUGAUUGCCUGAGUUCAUGUUGUUUUAACAGUGUACUUUCUAUAKCACAGACUAAAGAACUGCAACACCUCAACACCUACUUCAUUUAAGUAACUGUCCAGUGUUUCCAGAUUUCUAUMAAAUAUGACCUAUAAUUAAUUACAAUACGAGUAAAAUAGUUUUCCUUCCAAAAAAGUGUAAUUAUGUAUGUAAAAAAUCUGCUUUUCUGUAUUGGAAUGGUGUGGGGGUACCCCAUAGAGUUAGAUAGAGGCACGGGCAUUGCCAUUUAGGGCUUUCAACAUUUUAAGGUAGUCAACAGGGUUGUACUUUCUAUGGGUUACGGAAGGAUGACAUGAUUCCAUCCAGGUCAUCAGGAGGGAUCAGCCAAUGAAUUAUACUUGUGAGAAAACACUAGGUGGCCGUAUGUACCUUUUCYGUUUGUUUGUCAACUCAUAGACGUAGUAGAAGAAGAAAAUUGACUACUUCAAAAUAAAGAUGGCCAUGGUCCCUUCUUGUCCCAUGAUGGCUGCCUGUGCGCUCACAGAUGCCAUCAUGGGACAUACACUGAGUGUACAAAACAUUAGGAACCCCUGGUCUUUCCAUGACAUAGACUGACCAGGUGAAUCCAGGUG